AUGGCAGCGUUCAUGAUUUUAUUUGCUGAACAAAGAGAGAGACAUGCAAUAAGAAGAGAACGAGUGUUCCGGAACAGGACACAGGUGUUGGACACGAUGCAAGAUAAUGAACUCAUCAUGCGAUAUCGAUUCCCGAGGCAUAUCAUAUUUCAACUUAUCGACAAAGUGACGGAUGAGAUGCAACCAACCACCUACCGGUGUCAUUCCAUCCCAACACAGAUUCAGGUUUUGACAUGUCUGCGAUUUCUAGCCAAAGGUGAUUACUUGUCAGAGAUUGCAGAUAUCCAUGGAAUAUCGAAGUCGUCGAGUUGUUUGGUGGUCCAUAGAGUUGUAAAUGCAAUCUGCAACCAACUUAAAAACAUCAAUUUUCAAACGGGUACAGGAGAGGUCCGGAAAGUGAAAUCAGACUUUCACAAGAUUUCAGGUUUCCCAAACGUAGUUGGGGCAAUCGAUGGAACCCACAUUCCCAUCCAGGGCAUGUCGUCCGAUGAUGAGCAUACAUAUGUAUGCAGGAAAGGCUUCCACUCGAUAAAUGUACAAGGGGUGGUCAACUCCGACUUAAGAUUCACAAACGCUGUGUGCAAAUUCCCAGGGUCAACCCACGAUUCCUUUAUCUUGCAAAGUAGUUGUUUGCCGGACGUUGUGUCAAAUCUGCAGGACGGGGGAUGGCUUCUUGGUGACUCUGGAUACCCACUAAAAGAGUGGUUGAUGACGCCAAUUGGACAUCCUAGAGCAGGCCAGGAAGAGAGAUAUAACCUGGCACAUUGCCGAACACGGAAUGUCGUGGAGAGAGCAUUUGGUGUGCUCAAAGCUCGCUUUAGGUGUCUACACAAGACUGGAGGCAGUCUUCCAUACAACCCCCAGAAGUGUGCCAAAAUGAUCGAAUGUGCCAUACGACUACACAAUUUGGCAAUAGAUAACAGGGUGCCACUGACGGAACCUGUGGAAGCAGACGCUGGGAAUAACCACAUCAUUGCUCCAACAGUCAACAACAUAGCUGCGGCGGCCAUACGAGACAGAUUAGUCCAACGUUUCUAA
Molecule: messenger RNA, 1038 nt
Organism: Pecten maximus
Lineage: Eukaryota; Metazoa; Mollusca; Bivalvia; Pectinida; Pectinidae
Product: putative nuclease HARBI1
Exons: 4
Coding region: 1-1038 (345 amino acids)
Source: RefSeq, a predicted model, not a curated record